Cavenderia fasciculata is the source of this 1896-nucleotide messenger RNA. RefSeq lists its product as uncharacterized. Lineage: Eukaryota; Evosea; Eumycetozoa; Acytosteliales; Cavenderiaceae. Gene Ontology annotation, biological process: DNA replication, removal of RNA primer. Gene Ontology annotation, molecular function: RNA-DNA hybrid ribonuclease activity; nucleic acid binding. The record is from RefSeq and is a predicted model, not a curated record. The coding region runs from base 1 to 1896 and encodes 631 amino acids. The transcript has 2 exons.
AUGGGAUUGGGGCUUCGUAAUGUAGAAACAGAGCUCAAUGCUCUCAAGCUAAACAGUCUUUUUAGAAUUCUUAAUUCUAAAGUUAAAACCACAACAAGCAUUAUAGCAGAAGACUGGCUGGCAAAGCAAUCAUACAGCAAAGACAACAAUCACUGUUUAUACAUCCAACCAGACAACCCAUACCUCAAACACAUCAAUACCCUCCUAAAAAAGUACAACUGCUCCCUCAACACUAAUAUACAACAAAUAGAUUAUAGCGAGAGAGCGUUAUACCCAGCAUUUUACUUGUCGAAAACUCUUGAUCGACUCAAGACUUGCUAUCACUCAACAACAAUACAGACCCUCCUUGAACAAGACAAUACAUUUAUUUCGCGCAGGAAAGCACGACAACUAAAUUUAGAGCUAGGAGAGUCUGAACUAGAAAAUGUAAGAAAGCAUAUCUGCUCUGGUAGCAGACCUUACAAGCUCCGUAGUGACAUUGAGGAAUUGCUAGACCACUUACAACAAAAACAACAACAACAACAACAAAACAACAAUCUAAUCAAUGAAGAGGAAAAUGCUCUCACCUGGACAAUAUUCACAGAUGGCUCUUGCCAAGCGCCUACAACCCACCUCUCACCAUCACUGGAAACGCUACUUCCCAAAUCACCCAAUCGUAUCAAAGCUGGGUGCGGUGUCUAUAUUCCUCCACCACCACCACCACAACCCAACGACAACAACACGACUCUAGUCAUUGACGAGGCAACUUUUUUAUCGACCAACCCAACUGCCUCUUGCAAUAGUUUUUCAUUUAGAGUAAACAACACUCAGACAAUCAACAAUGCUGAACUAUCAGCCAUCAACAAAGCACUAAGAUCAGUCCCCCCAAAUCACCACCUCACCAUCAAGACAGACAGCCAAGUCUCGAUAGACGUCACCCGUAUAGUUACACAAGCAAAUUCAAUCACACCAAUUUUAGGCCAACCUUUUGCGCCAGUAGCGCUAGAUAUUCUAAACAUUAUCAACACCAGGAACAUCAACAACGCAACAACCAAAUUGGAAAAAAUUAAAGCCCACUUAAAGGUUAACGACGAGUCGUCACUAGAGGAUAGGCAAAACAUCUUUGGUAACGACCAAGCAGAUGCUCUUGCCAAAGCAUCACUUAACCUUGAUGACCCAACACCAAACACAAAUCCUCUUCCCUUUUUCUUCACCACCAACUUCACUCCAGAGACCGAGCAUGAACGAUUUAUCCCAAAUAUCAAAAGAUAUGUCAGAAUGGUAGAUCAAAAUUCUAAUCAUAUCGAAUGGAGCAAGAAAAGUACACAAAACAAAAUGCUAUCAACAAACUUCGAUAAACAACUAUACAGAAUCAUAAUUAAAAAAAUGCCCAACUAUUUAUUUAAAUUCCAACGUCAACUCUAUAUCACAACUGGGCCAUGGAGGCACUCAAUAUUUAUAAUGAAACAGAUCACCUCUGGCCAUUGUCUAUAUUGUAUGGACAACAACAUCAACCCAGAAGAUCCUCCCAUGGACUCCCCAUUCCACACGCUUUUUGAAUGUCCCCAAGCAUGGUCUCUCAUCGAUCCAAUUCAAGAAUGCUUUAACAAGGCAUUUGAAAAGCAACGCUUCAGGAUCAGCCCGACCGAGUCCUGGCUAUCACACUUUACAGACAAUAACACCAACACAGCCUACCUAAUGUUAAUGGGCACUCCUCCAACUACCUUUUCAUCAAUAUUCAACACCUAUUUCUAUCGCUGUAAAAAUACAGUUAUGUACCAUAGUCUAUGCCAACAAUUAUUCACCAGUCUUGGUAAUUUUGGUUCCAGCUAUACUCUUCCCGUUACCACACAUGCCUAUGUGGCUAAAACAAGUAACAAAGCCUCUGGCUCAAACACCAACUUUAUCACAGAUUAA